This is a messenger RNA of Desarmillaria tabescens, 735 nucleotides long. RefSeq lists its product as uncharacterized. The coding region runs from base 1 to 735 and encodes 244 amino acids. The record is from RefSeq and is a predicted model, not a curated record. The transcript has 3 exons. Lineage: Eukaryota; Fungi; Basidiomycota; Agaricomycetes; Agaricales; Physalacriaceae.
AUGACACACCAUGUCCGGCGUCUCACGAAAUCUACUGUCGUGAAGACAGUAACCCUGUCUAUGGGCUGUUCGUCGAGGCAGAAGGCCAUGCGUUUUGUCGCUGAACAUACUUCCAUCCCUGUACCGAAGAUGUACGAUGUCUGGGCUUCCGAUGACAAGAUUGGCUACCUCGUCAUGGAGAAAUGGCGCUCACUUACCCAUGACCAGAAAGUCACAGUUAUGCGUACACUGAGGGGUUAUGUCGACCAGUUGCGCGCGGUCCAGCAACCCGGUAAAGCGGGGUGGAUUGGGUCCGUUUCUGGCCGAGCAUGCCUGGACUUGGCAUUAAUUGAUGCGCUCAGCGGCCCGUUCGCCAGCGAGGAAGAGUACAAUGAUUGGAGAAUUUCGCUUUUCUCAUGGUACGCCAACGAAAGCCCCAAAGUCAAGCAUCAGUUGGAUGACAUUCGACAGCAAAUGCGACACGAUCACUGCAUUGUCCUGACACACGGUGAUAUCGCCCGCAACAAUGUGCUCAUCCGUGUGGAUGGAGACGGCCCCGGCAAUGUCUCCGUCGUCGCGCUGAUUGAUUGGGGUCAAACGGCAUGGCGUCCGGAAUAUUGGGAGGCCAGAAAGUUCUACUGGGUUGCACCCCGGAACGACUGGUUUUCCUUGGGCGAAGAACUGCUAUUGUCGGGAUAUCAGAAAGAAAUCGAGAUAGAAGAACGACUUUUACUUAUCUCAGGUCCCCCUCGGUAG